GCAGGAGAAAACAAAUUAAAAGUUUUUACAUGGUGCCGCUACAGCCGAGAAGUAGAUUCAGCAAUAAAGGAGGCAUAAUUACCUCUUUAAUUAACUUUUUUCCAGCUUUGCAUAAGCAGUGUCCCAGGUGCUAGGCAUUGUCAUGGAAAUAAGUAAAAGAAAAUAAGUAUGACCACAAAUUGUCAUGUUACAGCUAAUUUUCACAGCAUAGUGCCUGCAGCCUACUUGCAGCAGAAAAUUGAUGCAGAACUAAAAAGACAGAAAGUAUGAACCAGCAAGUUUGUAACUGAGGUAGUAUUUAGAGCACAUGCAAUUGUUUCCUAACUCAAGAGCCACAGGUGUGUUGGGUUCACCCACAGAGCAAUAAAAUCAUAAGGAGCAAUUAAAAGGUGGUUGUUUCUUCUCAAAAAAGUGUUUGUUUCUUCUAAACGUGGUGGAGACUGCAGCUUAUCUGGUUUUAUUUAAGGUCAUUUUUUCUGUAAUUGGUCCAAAAGCCCUGUUACUUCAAAAUCUGCACCUGAAGUAAUAAGGAUGUAUUAUAAAAUGUUAACUGUACAAUAAAUACAUUAUUUGGCUGAAAGAAUGACUACAAGUAAUGAGGGAGAAAAUGUCAAAAAUUAAGAAAAAUAUAGGGUGAUCAUUGUUACACAUACUGAACUUUACUGAUGGUUCAAUAAUUACAUUUAGCAAUAAUUUGUAUUUAUGUUAAUGUCUGGAUUGUUUUACCUUGCACUUCUUUACCUGAUUUAGGCCUCCCGGUCAAAUUGAUGACUAGGGAUUGUAUCACCCAAAGCCAAGCCGAUAGGCUUCUCCGCAACAAGUUUGUCUUUAUUAAAGGGGAUUCCAUACAACGGUUUGUCUACAAGGAUCUCGUGCUGCUCCUAGAGAAGGGUGCGUACCUGACCAUGGCUCAACUCAAGCUCAAGGGAGAGAUGAGCUUCGAGAGCGACACCCUGCUGGAGGGUAGCCUUCUAUGCGAGACAACCAACAGUGAGGACUACCGGGAGGUGCGGCAGUACUGCGGGAGCCAUAACCUGAUCCGUUUGUACUAUACCACGGAAAUCAUCUCUAAUUACACAGACAAUGUCCUAGCGGCCAUUGACAGUGGAGUGAAGCCGGACAUAAUCAUUCUCAACUCCUGUGUGUGGGACCUGUCCAGGUUCAGUCAGUCCUGGGUUCCAAAGUAUGGAGAAAAUAUCCACAAGACGAUGGCAAAGUUGAAGGAGAUCCUCCCUCCAGAAUGCAUAGUGAUGUGGAACAUGAGCAUGCCUGUAAGUGGGAAUAUUGUUGGUGGCUACUUCCAGCCUCAGGUAGGUGAAGGCCAGACCUGUUCCAUGCCUUCUCAUUCAAAGAAGUUCUUUUCUGCAGUGGCCCAUUAUGCAAAACUAAGUAAUUGUUCUGACUUUGAAUUUAGUAACUGGGGCUGCAGUAGACUUUGGCAGUAUGUGUGCUACAGCGGCAUGGUAGCAAACAGCCACAGCACGAUCAUGGUGGACAUGCACUUCCACAUCCGCCAGGCUGUGCAGUCUAUGAAGGAUGGGCCCCCAACAAUCGCUGUCGCAUAUCAGCGCAUCACCUGCCUGCUUCUUGAACAUGCUGCCCAUGUGUGGGAUGUGGAACAGUACCUGCCACACCGCUAGUUCUGUGAGCAUUGCAGGACUGUAGGGUGAUUGCUGCUAGUAUCAGUGGUAGAAGGGAGACAAUGCAAAUUCUUGUAGAAGAGAUUAGGAUGUUGGUGUUUAUAUUUUAAUGAAGGAAAUUAGUCCUAGUUGAGAUUCAGAUGAAUAUUCCCUCUGACCCUACAUUUUGACAAUGUUGCCCUCUAGCAGACCUCAGUGAACACAUGCAGCAAGCUGCCCAAGCACCUGAACUCACUGCGAAUGCCCUACCACCUGUAGGUAUGUUAAUGUUGUCAGAAUAUCUGGAGAUUUGCUGUAGGAAACUGAUAUUUCUGCUGGCUUUUAAACUUGCAUGAGAGCUAGUUAGUAUCCCAGACUUGAAGCUAUGGUGUGACCAUUGCCAGCAUUUGGUUAAGCUUACCUACCACCUUUGUGUAGCUACUUGUAUGCAUGCUGUGGAGCUUUUGUUUGGAAUGAGUGCUGAACAUAGCUCUGCUAGUGUGGGCUUCGUAGUACUUGACCAUUUUGAUUGACAUUUGUGAUCAGAGACACUUUCUCCCUCACCAGAUUACAGGUUGAGAAUGAUGCCCCAGUGCAUACCCCAACAUUUACACCCAGUGCCACUGAAUUUCAGUCAACCUCCAGCAAUGAGUCCCUAUCAAUCUGGAGGUAAAGUGUCGAACAGCGCCCUUGCUCAUACUAGUUACACAAGCUAACUUAAUAGGAUUUGCUCAGGUAAACAACUUUCCAGCAGGUACUGCUCUGUACUACCUCAAAGUUCCCCACCAGCUCUACUGUAGGCUUAAUGGGACCCAAGAAAGCAGCACAUGAAGAUGACAGUCCUAGACUCCUCCUACUCACUUGUAGAGUCCAUUACUCUUGAGUAAAGUUGCAUUUCCCAAGAGUAGGUUAAUUGAUAUAGGCAUUUAGGACUCAAGUUAUCAGUGGAAAA
This is a messenger RNA of Scleropages formosus (Asian bonytongue), 2571 nucleotides long. It is a transcript of the gene fam113, whose product is annotated as family with sequence similarity 113. NCBI's taxonomy places the organism in Eukaryota, Metazoa, Chordata, Actinopteri, Osteoglossiformes, Osteoglossidae. The coding region runs from base 768 to 1640 and encodes 290 amino acids. The transcript is spliced from 5 exons. The record is from RefSeq and is a predicted model, not a curated record.